Sinocyclocheilus rhinocerous is the source of this 2553-nucleotide messenger RNA. Its product is annotated as twinfilin-1-like. The record is from RefSeq and is a predicted model, not a curated record. Gene Ontology annotation, biological process: actin filament depolymerization; barbed-end actin filament capping; regulation of lamellipodium assembly. Gene Ontology annotation, molecular function: actin monomer binding; actin filament binding. The coding region runs from base 51 to 1100 and encodes 349 amino acids. The transcript is spliced from 9 exons. NCBI's taxonomy places the organism in Eukaryota, Metazoa, Chordata, Actinopteri, Cypriniformes, Cyprinidae. Gene Ontology annotation, cellular component: myofibril; cytoplasm; actin filament.
UGUUCUUUCACUGUUACCAUCAACCAACCGGCCGACUCAAGAGAACCAGAAUGUCUCAUCAAACCGGCAUCCAAGCUACCGGGGAAGUCAAAGAAAUCUUUGCAAAGGCCCGGAAUGGAGAAUAUCGGCUCAUCAAAGUAGUGAUUGAAAAAGAGAAGUUAGUUCUUGGUGGAAGUAAACGGGCCGCCAAGAAAUGGGACCAGGAAUGGGACAGCUAUGUUCUCCCUCUCGUGGAGGACGACAUGCCCUCGUACCUUCUCUACAGGUUGGAUACCACCAACAACCAAGGUUAUGAGUGGAUCUUUCUGGCCUGGUCUCCGGAUCACUCUCCAGUUCGACAAAAGAUGUUGUAUGCUGCUACGAGGGCCACGCUGAAGAAAGAGUUUGGUGGUGGCCACAUUAAAGAGGAGAUUUUUGGCACAGUAAAGGACGAUGUCUCUCUAAAUGGCUACAAAAAGUACCUCAGCUCCCAGGCGGCGCCUCUGCCUUUGACUGCAGCAGAGGAGGAACUGAGGCAAAUCAAACUCACUGAGUUGCAGACAGACAUCCAUGUUGACACAAAGCAGCAGACUCUUCAGGGAGUGGCGUUCCCUAUGCAGAGAGACGCUAUUCAGGCUCUGGAGCAGUUUAGGGAGAAAAGGAUUAACUACGUUCAACUGGAAAUAGAUUUUCCUAAAGAAUCCAUCAAGUUGUCCAGCACGUCUCCCACAGAGGUGAAAGAUUUGCCUAAAAGGAUCCCAAAUGAUGCAGCUAGGUAUCACUUUUUCCUCUACAAACAUUCUCAUGAAGGAGACUACCUUGAGUCCACAGUGUUCAUCUACUCUAUGCCUGGUUAUAAAUGCAGCGUCAAAGAGAGAAUGCUGUAUUCAAGCUGCAAGAACCCUCUCAUAGACACAGUGGAGAAAAACUUAGGCCUUGAAAUUGCUAAAAAGUUGGAAAUUGACAAUGGUGAUGAACUAUCCAGUGACUUCCUGUACGAAGAGGUUCACCCCAAGCAGCAUGCACACAAGCAAGCUUUUGCCAAACCCAAGGGGCCAACCGGGAAAAGGGGGGGCCGCAGAAUCACACGGGCACCAGGGGACGACGGCGAUGAUGAUUAAACCUCUUCCUGUUCUGAAUCUGACAGUGGUACAUUCCACUUAGUCUAAGGAAUCCCGUCCUCAAAGCGAAUUCCCAUUUUUACCUUGACUCAUGUAGACCACAGCCCUAUAGACUGAACUAUGCACAAAGUAAAACACUAAGCCUGUGAAAUUACAUUUUGUAGCUUGCAAUAUGAUAAUUGUCAGAUAUUGCAAUAUUUUCUAUAUGUUGAAGAACACAGACUGAGGUACACAAGAAUGUAUUUUACUAAGCUUCACUUGCAUUCAAGGAUGCUGUCUGUGAUGUUCCUGGUAAUAGUUUUAACACUAUUACGCUGUUUACUUGCAUAUUAGCCAAGAUUAUGAUAUAGAGUGCAAUACUGUUGAAAUAGACACCAUUUAGUGCUUGUUUUCCAGAAAUAUAUAUUGAUUUUCAAGGAAAAACCUUUUUGAAGAAUAUUUUUGAGAAAAAGCUGGUUUCCCAUAAACGGAUAUCUAAUCUAUUUCAGGUAUAAAUUGCAUUUUCAGUGGUAGCUCUCCAGUAAAAUUACAUUUUAGCUUCGGAGUAACGUUAAUAUUGGUCCGGGAAAUUGGCCAUGGAGAUUAGGCAUAAUUUUUGUUUGGAAAACAAGCCCGGAAAGUUAAACAGUCCACGGCUUAACUUUUGUGGUCUGAUCAGGAAGGUCAGAAGUUCAGCUCUAUUUUAUGAGGCCAUACACAUUAUGUAUUAACUUUCUGAUUGAUUAGGUUGACAAAUUUUCUUAAAGAGUGACUAAAUAAAUUAUCAGUAUUCUGACAGCCACUGAAACUUGUAGAUAUAGGGUAGGGAUGAUUUCAAUGAAGAAUUUGCCAAGAAUAAUGUGCUAAAAAAGUUCAGAUACCUUUUUUAAUAUGUAUUAAUUCUUAAAAAUUGGUCGUUUUUUAUUAAAUGUAGGAUUGUUUAAUUAUAGAUAUGAUUAUAAUCGAAUCCGUCAUAGCACAAAUCUGAAAAAGUGAUGCUUCUCUGCAUCUUAGCUAUUUUUCACGUUCUUGUAGUGAAGACUAAACCUGCAGAGAUACUAUUUUUCUAAGCCUGUACAGCUGUUUGUCCAGAUGAUGUCAUUGUCUAACAUUGAAGUGAGUGUCCAUGGUUUCAGGGUUUAGGGCCAUCCUGUCUGUCUCACAACUAAUGUUUUACAUCUCAACUAAUGGCCAGCCUCCAUUUCAUGCCAUUCGCAACCACACUAAUGUAUACAGUGCAUGGAGUUAAGUUCACUUAGCAUCUUGCUUGGGAUGUUUUUGAAAUCACUCAUAAGGGAAGGGACUGUAAGUUCCUUAACCUCUGGGACGAUCCAUCUGCUGAUUCACAACAGGCAAACCACUAUUAACAUGUCUCCUAUGUAAGGGUAUUAUGAAGUCUGGAAAGGAAUCAUUGAGUCUUAAAUGUCUUUUUCUAUGCAUUGUAUAAGAUAGAGGAGAGAGAAAAAUAAAAAGA